ACAGUUCCUUAUUAACACUACACUAUAAAAAUGACACUGGUGCUACUGUCAAAUCCUCUUCCUCCAGAAGUGGCGACAUGCACAUCAUCAGCAUGCUUCUUUUACCGGUGCUGGUCCUGCUCUCUGCUGUCGUCCGCGGUGUCUCGGCGGUGGAAUCCGCUCCCACCUUUGAGCACCGAGACCCGAUCACCCGGGAAACCCUCAUCUGUGACAAGUGUCCACCCGGUACGCAUAUGGCCGCGUACUGCACGGGCACCACGCCCACCGUGUGCGCGCCGUGCAGAAACCAGCACUACACCGAGUUGUGGAACUACCUGCCCAAGUGUCUGUACUGCCACAACUUCUGCACUGAGAACCAGGAGGUGGAGACGGAGUGCGGAGCGACCAAUAACAGGGUCUGUCGGUGCAAACAGGGCUUCUUCAUGACCUCUGGCUUCUGCAUGAGACAUUCAGAGUGCGGGCCCGGACACGGUGUUCAAACCAACGGUACGUCACAGAUGAACACCGUUUGUGAAAAGUGUUCCGAGGGCUACUUCUCCACCUCAUCUUCUGCGCUGGAGUCGUGCGUAAAACACCAGGAAUGCGUAGGCGGACAGAUUGCGCUUCUUCCCGGCUCAGUUAACCACGACACGAUGUGUGGCUCCUGCGAGGAUCUUGCAAAUGGAGGUGAGACACUCAGGACAUUCCUCUCAGGAUUCUUCAGUGUGCACAGGAUGCGUGUGCCGAAAAUGAAGAAUUUUGUUGCCAGGUACGUUCAUACGUCAGAAGAGGCUCUCCCCAACCACCGAGGACCUCUCAUGGAUCAAAUCCGAGCGUGGCUGGCCCAGGCUCCAGAGGAGGAGCUGAAGAAACUGCCACAGAUGCUGAAGGCUUCACAGCUCUGCUCCAUGCACGAAAAACUAGAGAAGAUAGUCAGUGACAUAAAGCAGCAUAGCCCAAACUGUAGCUUACAAUUCUUAGAUGUUCAGAUGUAGACUGUCGGUGGUACACACAGUAUAGGAUAACAGAUACCUCUUUCUCAUUUUUUGGCAUUUCUGCCCAUUUGAAAACAAGUAUUUGAACAUAUUUUUAUUUGCAUGUCAAUUGAGAGUGCAUGCAUUGUUGAUCUAGUGAUGUUUUUUUUAGAUGUUUGUGUAUCUUAAACCCAGGCCAGACUAUUUACUUCAUAUUUAUAAGAAGGAAAACGUGAGUAAAGUGUGUCAAGUAGUACAUAGAAACUUAUGUUUGAACGUGAGCUUUAACUAAAAUAAAUGUUCUGUAAUAUUGUGUGAUAUCAAAUUGUGUCACGUGCAGCAGCUAAAUAAAGUUAACCGCUAUGCAAAA
Molecule: messenger RNA, 1323 nt
Organism: Sander lucioperca (pikeperch)
Lineage: Eukaryota; Metazoa; Chordata; Actinopteri; Perciformes; Percidae
Product: tumor necrosis factor receptor superfamily member 6B-like
Exons: 5
Coding region: 78-974 (298 amino acids)
Molecular function (GO): protein binding
Source: RefSeq, a predicted model, not a curated record